AUGGGAAGCACAACCCCCAUUUCCACCACAGACCCCUCAAAUCCCCAAAUUCAACACUGGGAAAAUGGACUAGCUCUCUACUCCAACUUCAUCACUCCCACAGAAGAAGCAGAAAUCAUCAGCUCGAUUCUCUCUGAUGAUCGCUGGAGUGGCAUCGGCAAAAGACAAACGCUACAUUACGGUGCUCAUUUCGAUUAUACUACUUUCGGGGCAUCGGAAAUGUGGACACCUGUUCCGAGAUACUUAGAAGACUUGGUCGAUCGCUUACCCUGGAGAAAGGAGGGAAAAGAAGAACGACCAGAUCAAUUUACCGUUCAGUAUUAUCCUCCCGGCACAGGAAUUCCCCCACAUGUGGAUACCCAUUCGGUAUUUGGGGAAUAUCUCUAUAGUUUAAGUAUCGGUAGUUCCGUACCUAUGGUUUUUAAAAAAUGCGGGGAAAAUGAAGCGAGGAAGAUGAGGAAGCCGAAGAGAUCGCUUCUUGGUGAUUCAAGGGAUGAGGUUAAUAGGACGAGGGUUACUAUUAAAGCGGAGGAUGAUGGGGAGGAGAAAUGGGAGGUUUGGCUUAGGGAGAGAAGUUUGUUGCUUAUGAGGGGAGAGGCGAGAUUUGGUUUUACUCAUAUGAUUCGUGGGCGGAAAUUUGAUUUUGAUGAGCGAAAGGGAGAGAGGGUGAGGAGGGUGGGGAGGUGGAGUAUUACUAUGAGGAGGGUUAGGAGGGGUGGGGAGGUGGGGUGUACGUGUGGGUUUCCGGGGGUUUGUGAUGCGAGGAUUAGGGAGGAGGUUGAGAGGGAGGAGGUUGAGAGGGAGGAGGUUGAGAGAGAGGAGGUUGAGAGGGAGGAGGUUGAGAGGGAGGAGGUUGAGAGGGAGGAGAGAGAGAGGGAGAAGGAGGAAAGGGAAAAGGAAAAUGGAAGAGAGGUACGGAUAGAGGCUGAACAUACACCAGGAAUCUUAACAAAUCAAUAA
Messenger RNA from Sclerotinia sclerotiorum 1980 UF-70, 960 nucleotides. RefSeq lists its product as hypothetical. The transcript has a single exon. The coding region runs from base 1 to 960 and encodes 319 amino acids. NCBI's taxonomy places the organism in Eukaryota, Fungi, Ascomycota, Leotiomycetes, Helotiales, Sclerotiniaceae. Gene Ontology annotation, biological process: oxidative demethylation. The record is from RefSeq and is a predicted model, not a curated record. Gene Ontology annotation, molecular function: demethylase activity; oxidoreductase activity.